This is a messenger RNA of Lycium barbarum (goji berry), 2103 nucleotides long. RefSeq lists its product as uncharacterized. The transcript is spliced from 3 exons. Bases 1016 to 2002 code for a protein of 328 amino acids. NCBI's taxonomy places the organism in Eukaryota, Viridiplantae, Streptophyta, Magnoliopsida, Solanales, Solanaceae. The record is from RefSeq and is a predicted model, not a curated record.
UUUAUUAAACAACCUGAUGGAUCCCAAGUUCCUUCUGAAAUUGCCAGCAACCAAAGAUUUUACCCAUAUUUUAAGGUGAACAGAGUUAUAAUUUUACUCAAACUUUAGCAAUGUCAAGAUUGUUUGCAUGUUCAUUGAUUAUUAUAAUAUCAGGAUUGUAUUGGUGCAAUUGAUGGAACACACGUACGUGUUAAAGUUUCACAAAGUGAAGCACCAAAAUACCGUGGGAGGAAAGAUUAUCCAACACAGAAUGUAUUAGCUGCAUGCUCAUUCGAUUUAAAAUUCACCUAUGUGUUAGCUGGGUGGGAAGGUACAACAUCUGAUUCAAGAAUUAUGAAAGAAGCACUAAAUAGACAAGACCCAUUAAAAAUUCCAGAAGGAAAAUACUACCUUGUUGAUGCUGGACUCAUGUUAAGAAGUGGGCUUAUUACACCUUAUCGGGGGGAGCGAUAUCACUUGAAAGAGUAUUCAAGAAAUCCACCUCGAAAUGCUCGUGAAUUAUUUAAUUUGCGACACGCUUCUUUGCGUAAUGCUAUCGAACGAGCAUUUGGAGUUCUUAAAAAGAGAUUUCCUAUAAUUUCUAGUUCAACGGAAUCCUCAUAUGGUAUUGACACCCAAAAGCUUAUUAUCUUUGCAUGUUGUAUUUUGCACAACUACUUAAGAGGUGUAGAUCCAAAUGAUGAGUUACUUGCUCAAGUUGAUGUGGAGCUUAUGAAUGAUAAUGAUGUGCAUGAAGAACUUCCAAAUCAUCCUAGGGAGAGCACUGAGGAAUAUAGAAGAGGGGAAUUGAUUCGAGAUAACAUAGCAGCUGCUAUGUGGAUUAAUUACCAAGAUUAAUUUUAUUAGAUAAAAAUUCAAAUGAACUUUUGUGUCACUAUUAUUCAUUUGAUAUCAUUUGAAUGUAAUUUUGUGAUGCUAUUAUUUGAUUUAUAAACAUUUUGUGUCGUGCAUUUUACUUUAUCUUAUAACACUUAUCAAUAACUAUGUGUGAUGAUGUUUUCUUUAAUUAUGUUUUAUGAAAAUUUAUCUUAAUUCUGUAGUUGUCAACAUGUCGAAAAAGUCAAAGGCAUCCACCUCAAGCGAUACAAAUGUUUCAGAUAACUCUUUAUGUGUUUGGUCAAAUGCUAUGGAUGACACAUUAAUUGAUGCAUUCUGUAACGAGCAAGCAUGUGGGAAUAGAAUUGGUGGAACUUUCACUACACACGCACUAGACAACAUAUUGAAGGAGCUACGAUCAAAAUUUCCUGAUAAAUUUAUUAACAAGGAGAAAAUUCACAACCGAAUGAGAGUAAUUAAAACUAAAUUUGCCAAAUGCUAUGACACAUUUCAAAUGGGGAUGAGCGGGUUUUCAUGGGAUCCCAUAACAAAUAUGUGGGAUGCUGAACCUGAAGUAUGGGACCAGUUAAUUCAGGCUAAGCCUGCAGCUGCUGAGCUGAGGACCAUGUCAAUUAGAAAUUAUGAUAAGCUAAUAAUACUGUAUGGAAAGGAUCGAGCUACUGGAAAGCAUGCUGAGACUGGACCAGAUAUGUUAAAAAGAGGUGCUCGUAAAAAUUUGAAAAGAUCAAGUACUAGUUCGUUGACUAUUGAUGAGGUAGAUGAGAUGAUUUCAGUGAAUGCUGCCUCGUUGGAAAACACCGAGGAACAUGGACAGGAUAAGCAGAAUCAACCAACUAAUGGUGAACCUACAUCGAGUAGCUAUCUAGACACACUGACUCCUACCAGAAAUAAAAAGUCUAAACAUGAUCAUCUUGACGGAAUGGCUGACAUGUUGAGAGGUGGGAUGGACAAUUUGGCUAAUGCAAUUAACCGACUUUCAACUAUGCCUCCUAUUCCUGCGAACGAGAUAUGGCAAAUGGUAAAGGAGAUGAAUUUGGAACGUCAUCUGAGCAAUAAGGCUUAUAUAGUUCUUUGUAAAAACGCAGAUAUGUGCCGCACACUGAUGGGAUGUCCACAGGAAGACCGCAAGAUUCUUUUAUUGACCAUGAUGUCACCCGAAGAUUAAGUUUAGAAUAAUCUUAUUUAAAUUUUAAGUAUUUAUGAUUUUGUAGACCGCAUGAAUACUUCGUUAUUGACAAUUAUUUUGUUAUGCAUUUUAAGCUAUGG